Messenger RNA from Myiozetetes cayanensis, 1912 nucleotides. Its product is annotated as alpha-fetoprotein-like. Lineage: Eukaryota; Metazoa; Chordata; Aves; Passeriformes; Tyrannidae. The record is from RefSeq and is a predicted model, not a curated record. Bases 1 to 1848 code for a protein of 615 amino acids. Gene Ontology annotation, biological process: transport. The transcript is spliced from 14 exons. Gene Ontology annotation, cellular component: blood microparticle; cytoplasm.
AUGGACUGGAGAACAGUCAUUUAUGUUGUUUUAUUGGUGAGCCUUAGAGUAGCCAGAGCCCUGCCUAGAACUUCUCAGGACCUAGAGGAAAAAACAAGCAUUGGCCAGCGAUUCUCUCAGCUGCAGGAGAACAAUUUCAAAGUCAUUGCCCUGAUCCUGUUUGCCCAGUACGUGCCAGGAGGGACGUUCAGCAGAGCAGCCGCAAUGGCCGAGGGAGUCACGGCCCUGGCCAGAAGGUGUGCGGCAGCGGCCAGCGACAGCCCCGACUGCCUGAAGCCUCUGGACAAGAUUUUCCUUGAUACCAUAUGCCAGGAGGAAAACCUUCCCCGGCCUGCUGAGUGCUGUGCUAAAAGGGAUCCUGAAAGAAAUGACUGCUUCCUCUCCCUGAAAAACUCCUCACAAGGGUUCAGCUCUCCUUUGGAGAGGCCAGAUGCUGAAGCUGCCUGCAGAAACCAUUCACAGCACGGACAGCCAUUAACAGGAUAUUUUAUCUACGAAGUUUCCAGAAGGCAUCCCUUCCUCUACGCCCCAACAAUCCUGUCUGUGGCUCUGCGGUAUGAGGAGAUGAUGCAGAAAUGCUGUGGAAAUGCUGAAGGCCGCUCCCAUCACAUAGAGGAAUGCUUCCAGAGACAGGCACCAAAGGUGAUGAAGCCAGUAAGAGAAGAUGCCCUGAGGCAGGAACACACUUGUGGAAUCCUGAAGAAAUUUGGAGAAAGGACCUUAAAGGCUCUGAAGCUUGUCCAGAUAAGCCAAAAAUUCCCCCAAGCUGACUUUGUCACUGUUCACAAACUGGUGGUGGCCGUGGCCGACAUGCACAAGGACUGCUGCCGUGGGGACACGCUGGACUGCAUGCGGGACAGGGAAGAGAUCCUGCGCUACGUGUGCAGCGGCCAGCACGUCCUGUCCAGCCGGAUCCAGCAGUGCUGUGAAAAGCCUCUGUUACAAAGGAGCGAGUGCAUCCUCAACAUGCAAAACGAUGACAAACCUGCAGGCUUGUCCCCCCUCGUCAGGGAGUUCAUUGAAGACAAAGGAAUAUGUGAACGUUUUGCCCAGGAAAAAGACAUGCACUUAGCCAAGUUUCUGUAUGAAUACUCCAGGAGACACCCGGAAUUUUCUGCCCAGAUGCUUUUAAGGAUUGGCAAAGGCUACGAGGAUCUGCUGCGGGAGUGCUGCAGGCCCGGGGCUCCCAGUGGCUGCCACAGCAGAGGGGAGGAAGAAUUGAGGAAACAUAUUUAUGAAACGGAGAGUGUCAUGAGGACAAGCUGUGACAUUUACAAGGAGAAAGGAGAUUACUAUUUCCAAAACGAGCUCCUCGUGAGUUUCACCAAGAAGAUGCCUCAGCUGACAUCAGCGGAGCUGAUCAAAUUCACCAAGGAAAUGACAACCAUCGGCUUCAAAUGCUGCCAGCUAGGCCAGGACAAGCUGCUGCCUUGUGCCGAGGAACAUCUGGAUCUGGUGCUCGAGCAAAUCUGUAGGAGACACCUGGCUGAUCCCAUAAACCCCGGAGUUUGCCGCUGCUGCAGCAGCUCCUACGCCUUCAGGAGGCCGUGCAUAGGCAAACUGGAGAUCGAUGAGACUUUUGUGCCCUUAGCACUGACUCCGGGCCUGUUUGCUUUCCACGGAGACCUGUGCACCUCGGAAGAGGAGAAGUUACAGCACAGGAAGCAGGAGAUGCUCAUCACCCUCCUCAAGUGCAAGCCCCAGAUCAGCGCAGAGCAGCUGGGCUCCGUCACGGCCGCCUUCGCUGCCAUGAGGGAACGGUGCUGCAGAGAGGCCAGCCCUGAGGCCUGUUUCCUCAAAGAGGGUCCAGAACUUAUCAAAAGGAGUGAGAAAAUGCUGUCAGCAUAAGGAGCUGCACAGCCCAAGGGAAGGUCCUCGCUGGACGACAGGAAGUGACACAAACUGCACAGGG